AUGUUCCAUCUUCCAUUUUGAUCCAUGGUAUCAUGACCGAACUGAAAACUACUGCAUCAGAAGAAAACACGUUAUCUGCUAAAGGAUAUAAAUUAACCAAAUUUGUUGGCGAAGGAGCUUAUGCUAAGGUGUACCUCACUGAAUUCACGGGAAGAGAUGACAGUAAAGUUACACUCGCUUGCAAAAUUAUCGAAACAUCAAAAGCUCCAAAAGAUUUUGUGAUAAAAUUUUUACCACGCGAAAUAGACGUCCUCAUCCGACUCAACCACCCCCACUUGAUCCACGUGCACAGUAUAUUUCAGAGAAAAACGAAGUAUUACAUUUUUAUGCGAUACGGCGAAAGCGGCGAUCUUUUGGGAUACAUCCUAAAAAACGGUUGCGUUUCCGAAAACCAAUCGAGAGUCUGGCUACGUCAGUUAGCACUGGGCUUGCAAUAUCUUCACGAACUUGAAAUUACACAUCGAGAUAUUAAAUGCGAGAACGUUUUGAUAACCGCAAACUUUAACGUGAAGUUAUCGGACUUUGGAUUCUCGAGGUUUUGCGUGGACGACGACGAUCAGCCGGUCUUGAGCGAAACAUACUGCGGCUCCAUGUCUUACGCCGCUCCAGAGAUACUUCGAGGCAAGCCGUAUCUGCCCAAACCGACGGAUCUGUGGUCCGUAGGCGUAGUGCUGUUUGUGAUGUUGAAUAAGUCUAUGCCGUUCGAUGACACGCGAAUGCGGAAGCUUUACCAGCAGCAAAUGGAAAAGAAAUACAGAUUCAGAUCCAAAGUAGCGAGUGUUAUCUCUUUAGAGUGUAAAUCGCUGGUCAAACAUUUACUAGAACCUGACCCGGGCUUGAGACACUCGGCUGCACAAGUUCUCGGCUCGGAUUGGAUUGCUAUGGACAGCCGCCUCACAACAUUAAACGCAGUAGAAGCGGCGGCGCUUCAAAAAGCUAGAGAAGAACGACAGAGAUUGUCUGACGUUCAUAAAAGUCCACCGAAACGACAGGGCGACAUUUUAGAGCGAAAUCGCAAGGACAGUAGGGUACUGAUUAUUGAAGAUGAUUUAAAGUUAACUGGCUCUGAACAAUUGACACUUGCUACUCGAGGUUAUAAAAUGAUAAAAAAAGUGAACGAAGGAUCUUACGCCAAGGUUUAUCUCGCAGAAUACAGAAAUCCCAAUAAGAACGAUAAGUUAUCACUACUGGCCUGCAAAGUCAUAGACACGAAUACGGCACCGAAAGAUUUCGUGAAGAAAUUCCUUCCGAGAGAGAUAGAUAUGUUGAUAAAGUUGAAUCAUCCGCAUUUGGUGCACACUCAUAGUAUAUUUCAGAGGAGAUACAAAUAUUUUAUAUUCAUGAGGUACAUGGAACGUGGUGAUUUACUGGAGCAUAUUUUGCAAAAAGGUGCAGUCCAAGAGGACCAGGCGAGGAUUUGGACGCGGCAAGUGGCGCUCGCCGUACAAUACAUGCACGAAUUGGAGAUCGCACACAGGGACAUCAAGUGUGAGAACGUGCUUUUGACGGCCAAUCAAAACGCUAAGCUGACGGACUUUGGUUUCGCCCGCAUGUGCGUGGAUAAAACAAUGAAAGACAUUCCCAGCGAAACUUUUUGCGGUUCUUUAUCCUAUACUGCGCCUGAGAUUUUACAAGGAGCCCCGUACUUUCCGAAGCCCACGGACAUUUGGUCCCUCGGUAUUGUGGUGUACGUUAUGUUGAACAGAGCUAUGCCGUUUGAGGACAAACACAUUAAGCAGUUGUAUCAUGCGCAGAUGAAUAAAAACUGGAAGUUUCGUUCCCGGUACAUAGACUCUUUAUCCGCGAGCUGCAAAAAACUCGUGGCGCAAAUGCUGGAGCCUAAUUCUCAACGUAGAUUGAAGAUAGAAAGUAUAAUUAACAGUGAGUGGAUCGCAAUGGAUUCUAGGUUACUAGAAUGGACUCCACAAGAAACAACAGCCUUUAAUAAGGCUCGGGAAGAGAAAAAGCAGUUGAAAAGUAAAUUGGAGAUAUCGGAACCUACCCAACACUCGUCUACAUACGAGAUACACUAGUAAGGGCGUCAUGUGGCAUAGUAGGGUCCUCGUUUCUUGCGAUGUAAAACAAUUUCUGAAAAUGUACACAAUUUCAAGAAAUAUGAAUAUUCGGCAAUAAGUCUUCAAUACCCAAUAAAUUAUUUCUACCAUCAUGUUACC
Molecule: messenger RNA, 2174 nt
Organism: Maniola jurtina (meadow brown)
Lineage: Eukaryota; Metazoa; Arthropoda; Insecta; Lepidoptera; Nymphalidae
Product: ribosomal protein S6 kinase alpha-4-like
Exons: 7
Coding region: 33-2033 (666 amino acids)
Biological process (GO): protein phosphorylation; intracellular signal transduction; microtubule cytoskeleton organization
Cellular component (GO): cytoplasm
Molecular function (GO): tau-protein kinase activity; protein serine/threonine kinase activity; ATP binding
Source: RefSeq, a predicted model, not a curated record